Messenger RNA from Anguilla rostrata (American eel), 736 nucleotides. Its product is annotated as eukaryotic translation initiation factor 3 subunit A-like. Bases 185 to 721 code for a protein of 178 amino acids. NCBI's taxonomy places the organism in Eukaryota, Metazoa, Chordata, Actinopteri, Anguilliformes, Anguillidae. The record is from RefSeq and is a predicted model, not a curated record. The transcript has 2 exons.
CCACCGGGGUGGUGGAGUGACCCGGAGGACUCGCCACCCAGCAACUGGGAGCUCGACCCAGUUUUCGCCCUUGAGCCUCCCAGUGCCCGGGGCGGGCGGUCACGGAGGCGCCGUGGUCGGGCUGCCUCGCGGUCGGCUAGACCUCCAGCUGCUCAGCCAGCGGAUCCCGGCCCUGCAUCUUUUGAUGGGUCUCGGCUGGUUAUUUUUCCAGGGCCCGGCCCGCGGGGGUCCCGCCGGUCCCGUCCGGCUGCCCAGCCGGGUUCCCUACAGCUGGGGUCCGUGUUCCAGUCCCCUGCCCAGCCCAGACUGCAGGGGGGUCCGCCUGCUCCGCCCGUUGUUCCGCAGGGGCCACUGCCGCCUGCUCCACCCACUGUUCGUGCUUCACCCGCGCCUCGAGCCCCGGAGAGGUCUCCAGAGCCGCCUCGAGCCCCGGAGAGGCCUCCAGAGCCGCCUCGAGCCCCGGAGAGGUCUCCAGAGCCGCCUCGAGCCCCGGAGAGGCCUCCAGAGCCGCCUCGAGCCCCGGAGAGGCCUCCAGACCCGCCUCGAGCCCCGGAGAGGCUUCCAGAGCUGCCCCGAGCCCCGGAGGGCCCUCCAGAGCCGCCCCAAGUCCCAGAGGGGCCGCCUGCUCCACCCCAAGUCCCGGAGGGGCCGCCUGCUCAGCCCCAAGUCCCGGAGGGGCCGCCUGCUCAGCCCCAAGUCCCGGAGGGGCCGCCUGCUCUGACCCUCGUUCCGUGGC